AUGGAGCGACUCCUUUCUUCCCAGUGCGGCAGGCUGUUUCAGGGCCCUUUAUUCCCGAGGGAGUUCCGCUCUAUGGCCGGAUGCUUUACCAGGCUAUACUCUGGGCAGGGAGGCCGGUGGCCACCGAGCUCAAGCAAAUCUCAUUCCAGACCUCCAUUUGCCCCAAGUCGGCUGGACUCGGGCUUCCUGCCCACUUCGGCUCCCCGACUCCUCAAGAGCCGUCACGCGGUGGCUCAUCCCCCACGUCGCUGGGCCUCAGACGCCUCCUUUAACUUGCCUCCCAGUUCUGAAUUUGUGGCCCGGCCCGUUGGGAUCUGCUCCAUGAUGAGACUGCCCACCCAGAGCUCACCUGAGGGCCUGGAUGCAGCUUUUGUGGGCGUACCGCUGGACAUUGGCACCUCUAACCGCCCUGGGGCCAGGUUUGGACCUCGCCGCAUCCGGGAAGAGUCAGUAAUGUUGCGGAGGAUGAAUCCAAGCACCGGGGCCCUUCCUUUCCAGUCCCUCAUGGUAGCAGACCUAGGGGAUGUGAACGUCAACCUUUACAACCUCCAAGACAGCUGUCGGCAGAUCCGAGAAGCUUACCAGAAAAUCGUAGCGGCCCACUGUAUUCCUCUCACCCUGGGUGGAGAUCACACAAUCACGUACCCCAUCCUGCAAGCAGUGGCAGAAAAAUACGGGCCAGUAGGGAUAGUGCACGUGGAUGCCCACACGGACACGGCUGACCAAGCCUUGGGAGAGAAGCUGUACCACGGGACUCCCUUUCGCCGGUGCGUGGAUGAAGGAAUCCUGGACUGCAAACGAGUGGUGCAGAUUGGCAUUCGAGGUUCUUCCAAUACCGUGGACCCUUACAAAUACAACAGAGACCAGGGUUUCCGGGUUGUCCUGGCUGAAGAUUGCUGGCUCAAGUCAUUGGUCCCGCUGAUGGGAGAAGUCAGGAAACAGUUGGGGAACAAACCCAUUUACAUCAGCUUUGAUAUAGAUUCCCUGGAUCCUGCCUAUGCUCCGGGCACUGGGACACCUGAGAUUGCAGGUCUCACACCCAGUCAGGCUUUGGAGAUCAUCCGUGGAUGUCAAGGGCUGAACAUAGUUGGAUGUGACCUUGUUGAAGUUGCACCAAUGUACGAUAGCUCUGGAAACACAGCGCUCUUAGCAGCCAACCUGCUGUUUGAGAUGCUGUGCGCCCUCCCUCAAGUGAAAAUCGUCUGAGUUGUUUCCAGGCUUCCAGCUGGUCAAAACGAAAUUUGCCUAAACUUGCAGGCUGCUCCCAAGACAUCCUACAAGAACAGAAGAAUUUUUUUUUUAAAUGAAGAGUUUAAGAAACAAGCAGCUUCACUUGGCUCUCAGGAAUCAGACUUUGUUUUUAACUCUUGUACCUGUAGUGCUUUCAGCUUAAAAUGCCUUAGGUUUUGGACUUCUGGAUAAGGAAAAAAGCCCAAAGUGUCAGACAAACAGAGAGCAAACAGGUUUUCACACGGCAGAACUUCUUAUACACAGGGAAUGGGAUAAAAUUCACUACAGCACUGAUUGAUUAUUCACUAAACCAUGUGAUAAAAAAAAUCUAUGCCCCACCCUCUAGACAGCAAGCUAAUUGUGGGCAGGGAACAUCUACCAACUCUGUCAUAUUGCCCUCUCCCUGGUAUUUAGUAAAGUGCUCCCUACACAAGCACUCAAUAAAUACCACUGAUUGACUCUUUAACUCACUCCACAACCACAGCAGGAUCCUAAACUUUGAAAGGCUCCUUUUCCAAAAAAAA
Molecule: messenger RNA, 1754 nt
Organism: Tachyglossus aculeatus (Australian echidna)
Lineage: Eukaryota; Metazoa; Chordata; Mammalia; Monotremata; Tachyglossidae
Gene: AGMAT
Product: agmatinase
Exons: 7
Coding region: 1-1206 (401 amino acids)
Molecular function (GO): metal ion binding; agmatinase activity
Source: RefSeq, a predicted model, not a curated record